Molecule: messenger RNA, 1125 nt
Organism: Kwoniella mangroviensis CBS 8507
Lineage: Eukaryota; Fungi; Basidiomycota; Tremellomycetes; Tremellales; Cryptococcaceae
Exons: 3
Coding region: 1-1125 (374 amino acids)
Biological process (GO): spliceosomal complex disassembly
Cellular component (GO): spliceosomal complex
Source: RefSeq, a predicted model, not a curated record
AUGGCACCAGUCCUAACAGAAGAGGAAUCAGCUCUCGAUCCCUAUCUCAUCCUGGAGAUAUCAUCAGACGCGACGGACAAAGACAUCCAAAGAGCAUAUAGAAAAAAAUCAUUGAAAUGUCAUCCGGAUCGUAACCCAUCUCCUGAAGCAGCAAUUCAAUUCCGUCAGAUAUCCGUAUCGCUCGAAAUACUCUUAAAUCCCAAUAAGAGGAAUUAUGUAGAUACGAAAUUGGAAAAUGACAGGAAGAAGAAAGAGAGAUAUGCUGAGAUGGAUAAGAAGAGAAAAGUGAUGGUUGAUGCCCUCAACGCCCGAGAAGAAGAAGCCAAAAGAGCCAAGGUUGUUCAACAGGAGAAACGUCGUCAGGAAGCUGAAGAAGAAGCUAUCAAAGAUGCUGGACGGAGGAUGCUGGAAGAAGCUCAAAAGAGAGCAAUGGCAGCUGCAUCCGCUGCUAACAAACCACCUGUCCAACCUCCCCAACCCAAGUCAGACUUGAAUGACAAUAAUCAGAAUCGACCUGAAAUUACAUCUACCGAUUUAACUCUCAUUCUCACUUUCCCCUCUUCGUCUUCGUCUUCAGCUUCGUCAACCCAACUUCAGAAUACACUAGAAUUGAAAUAUGGUCCAAUCGCUCACCUGAUAUUGACGGAUCCACCGGCAAAUAAGAAGAAGAAGGGUAAAAAGGCUGUAGUGGAAUUUCAGAAAGGUAAUUGGGGUGGAUGUUGGGCAUGUUGGAAAGAUCACUCAAACACUACAGGGCCAGGGGCAGGUGUGGAAGAUGGAGUUAAAGUGAAAUGGGUUAAAGGGGAAAUACCAGAAUGGGUUGAAUGGGCAGAACGACAGAAUCCGAAACAAUCUCAUACCCAGACACAGACAAACGGUGAUAAUCAUAUAUCAUCAGCAUCUGCAGCUGUUGCUGGUACAACGUUCAGUUUUGAUUCUGCACCUGAUAUUAGUAAUGGUGGAACUGGUGGGUUCACAAUGGCCGAUCUCUUAUCUGCACAUGCGAAGAAUAAGGAACAGAAAGUGAAAGACAAUCAAUUUGAAAGUAUGACGUUGUUGAGGAUGAGACAGCUGGAGAGGGAGAGGUUGGAAGCGAAGAUAAGGGAGGAGGAGGGUGAGCAUUGA